ACGCGUGACUGCAGGAGGCAGAAGAGGAAGAAAAGCAUUAUUUGGAGAGAAGAAUAAACCAGCUACUCCAACCCUUUCUGCAAAUUGGUGCUAUUACUUCUGGGUCCAUUUGCCUUUUUUCUCCCCGAACCCCCAAUUUGGAAAUCUUGACUUGAGGGCCAAGAGACAGCCCCCCUACAACGGGGGAGGGGAGGGGGGCGCUUCUGGGUUGGCAGACCUUUUGGAUGUAGCGUUGGCGAGACACUUAGACGCUCUCCUCUGCAAAAGCCACGAUGAAUUCAGUAGCUGGGAAUAAAGAGAGGCUUGCGGUCUCCACCAGGGGCAAGAAAUAUGGGGAUCUGAAGGGCUGUACCCCGAAUGAAUUAAAAACCCAGAAGUCACAGCCCCUUCCCACCCCCCGGCCGGGUCCCCAGCAAGCCCGUCUCCCGACCCAAGGACCAGUCCGCUGGUGCCCGGGAACCGGCGCAGGGGUCACCCGGGCGGUGGGGACUCACUUCAGGACAAUUACUGAGACCGAUGGCGGGAAUGUGAACGACGGCUGCUCGCCCACCAACCCCGCGGCGCCCUUCUCCCCGGAAAGCUGGUACCGCAAAGCGUACGAGGAGUCGCGCGCGGGGAGCCGGCCCACCCCCGAGGGCGCGGGCUCGGCGCUCGGCUCUUCGGGGACCCCGUCCCCCGGCUCGGGCACCUCGUCCCCGAGUUCCUUCACCGGCUCCCCGGGGCCCGCGUCUCCGGGCAUCGGCACCAGCUCGCCAGGCUCCCUGGGCGGCUCGCCGGGCUUCGGCACUGGCUCCCCGGGCUCCGGGAGCGGCGGCGGCUCCUCCCCCGGCUCGGACCGCGGCGUCUGGUGCGAGAACUGCAACGCCCGCCUGGUGGAGCUGAAGAGGCAGGCGCUCAAGCUGCUGCUCCCGGGGCCCUUUCCCGGCAAGGACCCUGCUUUCUCGGCUGUGAUUCAUGAGAAACUCCAGGUCCCCAACACCAUCCGAAAGGCAUGGAAUGACCGAGAUAACCGCUGUGACAUUUGUGCCACACACCUGAACCAGCUGAAGCAGGAAGCCAUCCAGAUGGUGCUGACGUUGGAGCAGGCGGCUGGCAGCGAGCACUAUGACGCCUCUCCUGGCUCACCCCCUCCGCUCUCCAACAUGCCCACCCUGGUAGGGUCCCGGCAUGUGGGCGGUGGGCUCCAGCAGCCCAGGGAUUGGGCCUUUGUGCCUGCUGCCUAUGCCACCUCCAACUACACAGGCCUUGUCAACAAGCACAGCAGCAAACCCAGCAGCCUUGGGGUCAGCAAUGGGGCAGAAAAGAAGAGUGGGUCCCCCACCCACCAGGCCAAGGUCAGCCUCCAGAUGGCCACCAGUCCCAGCAAUGGGAACAUCCCCAAUGCAGUGGCCAUUCAGGCCCACCAAUACCUGGAUGGCAGCUGGUCUCUUUCAAGAACCAAUGGGGUCACCUUGUACCCCUACCAGAUCUCCCAGCUGAUGACAGAGAGUGCCCGUGAGGGACUGACGGAGGCGGCGCUGAACCGCUACAAUGCAGACAAGCCCGCGGCCUGCAGUGUCCCAGCCUCGCAGGGUUCCUGCGUGGCCAGCGAGACUUCCGCAGGGACCUCGGUGGCUGCAUCCUUCUUCGCACGAGCUGCCCAGAAGUUAAAUCUGUCUUCCAAAAAGAAGAAGCAUCGACCUUCCACUUCUUCUGUUGUCGAGACGCCACUCUUUGCUACUAGCUUCAGUGGGAUCCUGCAGGCCUCCCCUCCCCCGGCCCCGCCCUGCCUGCUGAGGGCUGUCAACAAGGUGAAAGACACGCCAGGCUUGGGCAAGGUCAAAGUCAUGCUUCGGAUUUGUUCGACUUUGGCUCGUGAUACCUCAGAAUCCAGCUCUUUCUUAAAGGUGGACCCACGGAAGAAGCAGAUCACUUUGUAUGAUCCCCUGACUUGUGGAGGUCAAAAUGCCUUUCAGAAAAGAAGUAACCAGGUUCCUCCUAAGAUGUUUGCCUUCGAUGCAGUUUUUCCACAGGAUGCUUCUCAGGCUGAAGUGUGUGCCGGGACCGUGGCGGAGGUGAUCCAGUCUGUGGUCAACGGGGCAGAUGGCUGCGUGUUCUGUUUCGGCCACGCCAAGCUGGGAAAAUCCUACACCAUGAUUGGGAAGGAUGACUCCAUGCAGAACCUGGGCAUCAUUCCCUGUGCCAUCUCUUGGCUCUUCAAACUGAUCAACGAACGGAAAGAAAAGACUGGGGCCCGUUUCUCAGUCCGGAUCUCAGCUGUGGAGGUGUGGGGGAAAGAAGAGAACCUACGGGACCUGCUGUCUGAGGUGGCCACGGGCAGCCUGCAGGACGGCCAGUCCCCAGGCGUGUACCUCUGCGAAGACCCCAUCUGUGGCACACAGCUGCAGAACCAGAGCGAGCUGCGGGCCCCCACUGCAGAGAAGGCUGCCUUUUUCCUGGACGCUGCCAUUGCCUCCCGCAGGAGCAACCAGCAGGACUGUGACGAAGAGGAUCACCGCAACUCCCACAUGCUCUUCACACUGCACAUCUACCAGUACCGGAUGGAGAAGAGUGGAAAAGGCGGAAUGUCUGGAGGUCGCAGCCGCCUGCAUCUCAUUGACCUCGGCAGCUGUGUGAAGGCUCUCAGCAAAAAUCGAGAAGGAGGCUCCGGGCUGUGCCUCUCGCUGUCUGCUCUGGGCAAUGUCAUCCUGGCUCUCGUCAAUGGCAGCAAACACAUCCCAUACAAAGAGAGCAAGCUCACCAUGCUGCUGCGCGAGUCCCUGGGGAACGUGAACUGUCGCACCACCAUGAUCGCUCACAUCUCUGCCGCGGCUGGGAACUACGCGGAAACCCUGUCCACCCUCCAGAUCGCAUCGAGGGUCCUACGGAUGAAGAAGAAGAAGACGAAGUACACGUCCAGCUCCUCUGGCGGAGAAAGCUCCUGUGAAGAAGGCAGAAUGCGCAGGCCCACCCAGCUGAGACCCUUCCACACCAGGGCCACGGUGGAGCCCGACUUCCCCAUCGCUCACCUGUCCAGCGACCCCGACUACUCCUCCAGCAGCGAGCAGUCCUGCGACACAGUCAUCUACAUCGGGCCCAACGGCACAGCCCUCUCCGACAAGGAGCUCACCGACAACGAGGGCCCCCCAGACUUUGUCCCCAUUGUGCCGGCCCUGCAGAAGACUAGGGGUGACAGCCGGCCUGUGGAGGCAGGAGAGGCUGCGGCCAGCAAGUCCGAAAGGGACUGCUUGAAGUGCAACACGUUUGCCGAGCUGCAGGAGAGACUGGACUGCAUCGACGGCAGCGAAGAGCCCAGUAAGUUCCCUUUUGAAGAGCUGCCUGUCCAGUUCGGGGCAGAACAGGCGAGCAGAGGCCCGCGGUUAAGCCAGGCAGCCGGGGCUCAUCCGCUCUCCGAGUCGGAUAAGGAAGACAAUGGGUCAGAUGGCCAGCUGACUGACCCGGACGGCUCGGACCCCCCGGCCUCCAAGGCACAGCGGGACCGCUCCCCAGGGCCUGCCACGGCCCGCAGCAGCAGCCCUGCCCCGGCCUCACCCCGGAGCAUCCCUGGCAGCAGCAGCCAGCACAGUGCGUCCCAGCUCGUGCAGAGCCCCAGCCUCCAGAGCAGCCGCGAGAGCCUCAACUCCUGUGGCUUUGUGGAAGGCAAGCCCAGGCCCAUGGGCUCCCCGCGGCUGGGCAUCGCCAGCCUGUCCAAGACCUCUGAGUACAAGCCCCCCAGCUCGCCUUCGCAGAGGUGCAAAGUCUACACCCAGAAGGGGGUCCUGCCGUCCUCCGCCCAGCUGCCAGCCCUGAGCAAGGACUCCGGCAUGGUCUCCAGUGAGUCCUUGCUGCAGCCUGAGGUCCGUACCCCACCAGUGGGAAUGAGCCCCCAGGUUUUAAAGAAAUCCAUGUCUGUAGGGAGUGAGGGCUUUGCGGAGAACCCCGCCGAGGACGGGCGCCAGGCAUCUCCUCCAGACUCCAAGAAGGAGAUCCUGAGCACCACGAUGGUGACCGUGCAGCAGCCCCUGGAGCUGAACGGCGAGGACGAGCUGGUGUUCACACUGGUGGAGGAGCUGACCAUCAGCGGAGUCCUGGACAGCGGCCGCCCCACCAGCAUCAUCAGCUUCAACAGCGACUGCUCUGUGCAGGCCUUGGCCUCAGGCUCCCGGCCCGUCAGCAUCAUCAGCAGCAUCAGCGAGGACCUCGAGUGCUACUCCAACAUGGCGCCUGUCUCGGAGGUGAGCAUCACGCAGUUCCUGCCUCUCCCGAAGCUAAGCCUGGAGGAGAAGGCCCGGGAGUCUGGCAGCAGACGCUCCUCCAUCAGCUCCUGGCUGAGCGAGAUGAGCGCGGGCAGUGACGGUGAGCAGUCGUGCCACAGUUUCAUAGCCCAGACAUGCUUCGGGCACGGGGAGGCCAUGGCAGACCCCCCAGCCUCGGAGUUCGUCAGCAGCAUCCAGAACACCACUGUCGUGUGCAGAGAGAAGCCCAAGGCGGGCCCCGACAACCUGCUCAUCCUGUCUGAUGUGGCCGACGAUCCCUUCAACAAGGCCACUCCUAUCAAAGGCUGCAAAAUAUCGACCCUGGGCAAGGCCAUGGUCACGAUCUCCAACACGGCCAAUCUGAGCGGUUGCGAGGGGUACAUCCCCAUGAAGACCAACAUCACGGUGUACCCCUGCAUUGCCAUGAGCCCCCGCAAUGUGCAAGAGCCUGAGGCACCCACCGCCACCCCCAAAACGGCCCCCAAAGCCACACAGUCCCAGGAAAGUAAGGAAGCUGGUACGAAGAAGGAGAUGAAAUUUGAGGACCCCUGGCUAAAGCGUGAAGAAGAAGUGAAAAAUGAAAAUGUGUAUCCCAGUGAAGAAGGAGCUCGAUAUGACACCGCCACGGGCGCCACAAAGCCUGAGGCCACAGCAGAGCAGGAAGCAGAGAGGAACCCCAGCCCGGGCGACAGGCUCAGCAGCAGCAGCGGGGAGGUGUCUGCCUCCCCUGUGACCGACAACUUCCGGAGGGUUGCAGAUGGCUGUGAGAUGGCACUGCCUGGCUUGGGCGCUCAGAGCCCCGUGCAUUCCAACAAAAGCCUGAAGUCCAGCAGUCUCCCGAGGGCGUUCCAGAAGGCCGGGAGGCACGAGGAGCCCGACAGCCUCUUCUGCCACUGUGCGGCCGACUCCAAUGGCUUUGGAGCCCAGCCCUCCAAGGCAGCCCUGGAGAGGAAGGUGGCUUCACCCAAGCACUGUGUCCUUGCCCGGCCUAAAGGGACUCCACCUCUGCCCCCUGUCCGCAAGUCCAGCCUGGACCAGAAGAACCGGGCCAGCCCGCAGCACAGUGCCGGCACCAGCAGCCCCUUGAACCAGCCAACCACUUUCUUGGCCAGCUUCCCCGAUGAGCCAGGCAGCAAGACGAAGGAUGUUAGCAGCAGCAGCAAGCUCUUCAGUGCCAAGCUGGAGCAGCUGGCCAGCAGGACCAACUCCCUCGGCAGGGCAACAGUCAGCCACUACGAGUGCCUGUCGCUGGAGAGGGCUGAGAGCCUGUCCUCCAUGAGUGCGCGGAUGCAUGCAGGCAAGGACAGCACCAUGCCCCGCACGGGACGGAGUCUGGGCCGCAGCGCAGGGGCCUCGCCACCCAGCUGUGGUACCUCCCAGUCCGCAGGGGCCUCGCCCAAGGCCAGCCAGUCCAAGAUCUCAGCAGUGAGCAAGCUGCUCCUGGCCAGCCCCAAGGCACGCAGCCUGUCCACCUCCACCACCAAGACCCUCAGCUUCUCCACCAAGUCUCUGCCGCAGUCGGUGGGCCAGAGCUCCAACCUGCCGCCCAGUGGGAAGCACAUGUCCUGGUCCACCCAGUCGCUCAGCAGGAACCGCAGCUCGGGCCUGGUGUCCAAGCUGCCACUGCGUGCAGUGAACGGGCGCAUCUCAGAGCUGCUGCAGGGCACUGCGAAUGCGCAGGGUUCACAGGCUGAGGAGCGCGGGGAGGACCGGCCAGCAGCCACCACGCACCUGCUGCCCUCACCCUACAGCAAGAUCACCCCGCCGAGGAGGCCACACCGCUGCAGCAGCGGCCACGGCAGCGACAACAGCAGCGUGCUGAGCGGGGAGCUGCCGCCAGCCAUGGGCAAGACCGCCCUGUUCUACCACAGCGGUGGCAGCAGCGGUUACGAGAGCAUGAUGCGGGACAGCGAGGCCACGGGCAGCGCGUCCUCGGCACAGGACUCCAUGAGCGAGAACAGCAGCUCAGUGGGCGGAAGGUGCCGGAGCCUCAAAACCCCGAAGAAAAGGUCCAAUUCAGGUUCCCAGAGACGGAGGCUCAUCCCAGCAUUGUCCCUCGAUACCUCCUCCCCUAUGCGAAAACCCGCCACCAGCACCGGGGUCCGCUGGGUGGACGGCCCCCUGCGCAGCACCCAGAGGGGCCUCGGGGAGCCUUUCGAAAUUAAAGUCUAUGAGAUCGAUGACGUGGAGCGCCUGCAGCGGCGGCGUGGGGGCACCAGCAAGGAUGUCGUGUGCUUCAACGCAAAGCUGAAGAUUCUGGAACAUCGGCAGCAGAGAAUCGCCGAGGUCCGAGCCAAGUACGAGUGGCUGAUGAAGGAGCUGGAGGCGACCAAACAGUACCUGAUGCUGGACCCCAACAAGUGGCUCCGUGAAUUUGACUUGGAGCAGGUUUUGGAGCUGGAUUCCCUGGAGUACCUGGAGGCGCUCGAGUGCGUGACGGAGCGCCUGGAGAGCCGCGUCAACUUCUGCAAGGCACAUCUCAUGAUGAUCACCUGCUUUGACAUCACCUCCAGGCGCCGAUAAGGAGACAUGUCCCCGCCCAUGGUCCCCUGGGGGACCUCAGAGGCGUCGCCCUCCCCGGGCCUUCGGUGCUGGCAGCACCCAAAGACGGUAGAAUGAGGAUGAAGGUCGGCGGCAAGUCUGCAGUGAGCGGUGAGCGGAAGGCGGUUUUUGCUCUGUGUUCUGUAGGGAAGAUGGGAACACCAAACACGCGGAAGGAGAAAGUGACGGGAAGCUCAAGGGACUUCGAAGACCCGGGAGACUGAAGAAGCACUUUGAGGAACUUUGAAGAACUUGUUUGUACAUAGAACUGCUAGCAAAGAGACCUCGCUCUUGUCUUGCUUUGGUGAGAAAGGGGGAGGGUGGACGCAGCACUGCUGACCACGGCGAAAACGAAACAGCAACGACGAGAUGACCCUGAAUGACAGAUCAAGUGCCUUGCAAAUCUUUAUGAUUAUCCGAACUUUUGUGUUCAUACUUUCUGUGUACAGAUGGUGCUAGUCAAGACGAAAAUAACAAAAGCAACGAAAAAGAAAAUCCAACACAUUUUUGCAGUGUAUUUACAGCUCCUUUUCUCUCUUGGUGUUUUAUCCUAUCGCUGACUUGCUGUUUCUCAGCAAGUUGUGUUUGUAGAGCUAUUUCCUAAUCAGUAUUGCAUAUGAAUAAAUGUUAACUGUCUUCUAUGGUUAUUCUGGUAAGGCCACUCACACAGAGACUUCAUCCGUCCCAGCCAGCAUGUUUCCAAAGAAGGUUUGGAACAGUGGGUGACGCUCAGUGCCACCCCUGAAGGGCAGCAGGACAGCGAGCAGCAGGACGCUGAUGGUGAAGCAGGCGCACAGGAGCUUUACCGGCUGGGAGAGGAGCCUGGUUUGCAUUUGUAAGGAUAAGGUUGUCCUUUGUCACCUGGGCCCCGCCCUCUCCUCGGAGGUGGGUUGUUUGCCCUCAACCCCUCCUUUCCUCUCCCGUCCAGGGUCUGAUGGUUCCCCAAAUGCAUUUGUGCUCAUUUCUAUUUCAAAGACUCUGGACUGAAAGCUUGAGCCAAUUCAGCACAGCCGUACUCCUUUGUUUUUGAGUUUUGCGCAUGUAUUGCUGUAGGGGUGGGAGCUCCGUGCUGAGAUCUUCAUCCUGCCCCUGCUCAGCGGCUCCCACGGUAUCAGUUUAGGACAGGAGGAGGCCCAGGACUGCACAGCUACUCUGUUGUCCAGAGUCGAACCUAAAAGCAGGAAGUCCAGUUCUACCUGCUCCAAAGCCUGCACCUACUCAGAGACAAAGCUGGUUCCUCCAGCCAUGGCUCUCCAAGGCAGAGAGGCUCUGCUCCCUAAGUCCCAUAUCCCUGGGCAGGCAGAGCAGAGGUGAAUGAAUUUGGAUGUCCAGGUCUUGGCUCCUCAUUCUCAAGUUACACCAGCUCUCUCAGGAGCAUUCCACCCAUUAGGGAUAGAAACCUUGGGUCACAGAGGGCAGAGGCAUCACCUGAUAACAGCAGACAGCAGCAAGGGCAGCAGAGCAUUGUGGGAAGGCCAGGAGCGCUCCUGUUCCUGGGACAGGGCCCUAUCCUGGAGCCCCUGCAGCCUUCCGGUGACAGAGUGCUCCCAGACUCACUCAGAGCACUGCGCGCCUCUGCCCUCAGAUGCGUGUGCCUUCCCAAGCCUGUUCCAGACUAGGCCUCCCCAUCACCACCGCCUUACCCCAGCUGCUCCCCCAGGAGAAAGAAGCUUUGCAUGUCUUGGAUGUACCUGUGGACGCAUGUAGCCCAGCACAGCUGACCAAACAGCCGGCGGGGCUCAGUGAGACUCAGUAAAUGGGAACGGAAGGCUUUUCUCACCACAGUGCUGGUCCUCCUGGCUUCCACAGUCCUGAAAGCGAGCUCCAUGGGUCACAACCCGGCCUUGCAGUCUAUAAAUGUCUGCUCCUAUGCAAAGAUGACCACAUAGGAGAUGCUCAAAUUGCUCUCAAGUAGACUAAAAUAUGGGGAAAGGCUAAUGUGGAAUGGAUCGUGCCACCCUCUCUGCAUACUGCAAGUUUAACAAAUGUGUUGCCUUGGGCAGCUCCCCUCAACCCUGAGGAGCAGUCCCAUGGCUCUGAGCCCUCCUCUGGCCUCACAGUAUGUGCAUACAUGAGUUUGCUUAACAGCAGUGUUCUUAGGAGCUUCUAGACCCAAGGAAAUGCCAGCUCUUCAAGUUUGAGUUUACCACUUGGCCUCCCUUUUGGUUGCUGGUUUGGACUAUACCACUUUAUGAAAGGCCUUCUUUGGGGGAUUUUCAAAGGUGAGUAUGCCUUGGUGUUUGUUGGAAACAAAUUCCCUUGAUUAAUAAUCAGUGAGCUUGGCCUUUGCCCCUGCCACCUUCUCCCUCAGCCCCGAGGUCAUUAUGCUGCGGUGACUUCCUUAGCAGGCCACUGGAGUGAGACAGAGUGGGAACAUCUACAGAAAUCGGAAAUCUCAGACAGUGGAAGCUCUCCGGGGGCUUGAUCUUCAGCUUGCUUCCCCCAUACAUCUGCUUGAAUACAUUGGUGACAACUUUAUGAUACAGCAAAAGUUUGAAUGACAUGAAGAAUUGCCUUACUAAGUCAGAUUAGCUUCCCAGGAGGCCAGUCCCUGAGCAUCCCACGGAAUCCUGCAGGCCAUGGUCCACAGCUGUCUGUGGGUGUUGUCAUGUUUUCUCUCUUCUUUUUUUUUUUUUUUUGGACCUACGUUAUCUGUGAACAUCUUCAUCUACCAAAUAUUGACAAACCAUGUGAAGAAACCAAGCAUUUUAUGUCAUCAUGUGCUUGCUCCUGGCACUGUUCGUGGACUAUAUAAAUGAUAUUCUUUAAACACACAGACACACGUGCAGCCAGCUAGUAUGAAGCUGUCCCAGGAGGUGAAGAAGGCCUUGUCCUGUCCAGAUGUGUGAUGACUCCAGGCCUUCUUUUGGUUUUGGUGACAGACAACCCACCAAGGCAGAGGGAGCAUCCAAGAACUCACUUCUAUCGCAUUAUCUCCAAAUGAAAGGGACAUAGAGGUGUUUCUCUGAAAUUAACAUUUAGAUGAGUUAACCUGCCCCACCCCUCCCCAGCCCCUACUCCAGCUACCUGAGUGUGAGGCAGCAGCUGUGGCAGCACAGCAAAACUAAGAUCCAAGAAAGAGAAAUGAGAGAUUGUUUCCCCAGGAGUAAACCCAUGUUGCAUUUCAUAAUGGGGUCUCGUGCUGCGAGGCAGCAGUAGUUUGCUUUAUCCCAGGCUUUCAGUCCACACCUGAGAGCUGGAACCUUUGAUCUUCUUGUCCUUGAAUUCCCCUCGACAUCAUGGGGAAGCAGUUUCUCACUUUCAUCUCUUCCAGAUUGGAAAUCAGCACUCCUGCCUGUUGUUUUAUCUCCAAUUGCUAUUCUGAACAUAGGGACCAUGAGAUGCAAAUGCAGAGUGGGUUCCGUGGUGAUAGAAGUGGGACUCAAACAAGGACCCCAAGCAGGAAAGGGUCCCCUGCAGUAGAUGCUGGGGCUGAAAAACAAACAACAACAAAAAAGCCGUGCAGCCCAGUGUGGGGGAUUUGGGGCAGGAAUGUGGCUCAGGGUAUCUUAAAGUGGCCUGAAGCUUGAAAUCUAUGUGCAGUAGGGUGGCAGUGAGUUGAUUACAGCUCCUGUCCAGACUGGUGGUUCAGAAAACCUCACGUACACAUCCGAGACCCGCGUUUGCUGCAAGGAUUUCCAUUCAAGUGUUACACAGGAAUGCAUUUGUGCCCGCAUGGGUGUGUAUCUCAAGCCACGUGUGGGGGCUUCAAAUUGUGGAGCACACAUUCAUUCUGGUGAAGCCAUAUGCCUUCAUCACAGGUAUUUCUGUUCAAAACCAGCCAUCUGACCUUGACUCAGGAUAGAAGGCCAGGCUGACAAAAGCCCACAGUCCCUCAGUGCACGCACCCUCGCCCUGUGUUGUUGGCCAGUGGAUUUGUCAUUGAGCCUUCCAAAAUAAUGAUGUAUUGAAUGUUUCUAGGUUCCUUAUUCCAUCAGGGAUUGUAGGGUAACAAAACUACUACAGAUGAGUUCAUUUCAAAAUUGGAAACAGAAGAUUCCAUGAAUUUAGUCAUUCUUUCCUGUCUGAAGAUUUAUUAGCCCAUUCUAAGCAUAUGCAAAAGCAUUUCCUCACUUCUGAAGACAGUAACUCUAACCCCUGAAGCCAAGCCCGUCAGACAGGUUGGAAGUCCUGAGUGUUGCUGGUGGGUACUCUCUAAACUGUCCGCUGCCGUCAUCCCUGGGGCCUCUCGGCUGCCACCCGGGCAGUGUGACCUAGCUUUCCACAGUGUGAACAACAUCGGUGCAGGGAAAAAAACCAAGCGGGGCCACUGUCCUCCAAGCCAAGUGAGACAAAUCUGGGCGCUCGGUUUCACCGAUGCUGCCAGGAAAUGGGUCUAACAUAUUUUUCUUGCCAGGUGGUAGAAAUAUAAUAUUGCUCUGGAUUAUAGUAUCUCUUUCUCCUCCUCUGGAAGGUAUCUGUCACCAUGUGUGGGUAAAAAUUCAUAAAGUAUCCUUUUGCAACCUUCCUGACAAAAUAAUAUGCUUCUCAAUUACAAAUUGUUCAUUAUUUCCACAAUAAUAGAAGCAGAAUUUCAACCCAGGGAAAGCUAUUAAAACCUUAGCUUAUGAUUUCAGAAAAAGUUGUUUGAACAUUCCUAAGACCUCAUUUAUUCAUCCCUAAACAAACACACUCCGCUGCUGGGUGGCCCUACUCAGAGCUGGAUCUGAUAUCAUAAUGCUGGGCACGGACUGGAGCUAGAGGCUGUGUCAAGACCUGAUUGCAUGUAAUUAACAGCGUUUACAACAGCCAAUCCCAGUGUCCACGUGUGUAGAGAGACCAAUCGGAUACCAGCGCUCAGACAGAAUUUUAAGAGUCUCAUACCUUCAUUUCCCACGUUGCUAACAUCCCUCACUGUCCCGUUCAAUUUAGCAUUUAAAUUUAUCAUUUAAAAGUUAUCAUUUAUUUGCAAACUCAGGCUGUUGCUUUAUUUAUCACACUGCCUGUGUUUUACAACAGUGGUGGCGAACCUACGGCAGGUGUGCCACAGUGGGCUGUGUUUAUCAUAGAAAGCUCUGAAAGGUUCACCAUUGCUGUUUUAGAGUUUAUUUACACUUCUUGCUUGGAACUGUUCUCCACAUGCUCUGCAUUCAAAGGUGAAGCUUGGUAGAUCUGUCUGCGGCUGUUUUUUGGUUCUGGUUUUUUUUUUUUUUUUUUUUCUGUUUUUCUCACUCUGUCAAAGUCUGUUAGCACAGACAAGGGGAGGGGAGGAUAAAUGAAUCAGGAGAACAGAGAUUAGGGCCCAAUUCUCAAAGUACAGAGCUUAGUGUAAAAAUCUCAGCUGUUUCUAAAGUAGCCAAAGGGGAAAAGAUCUUUCCUUUCUCAUUUGAUGAUAAUGAGGUUGGAAUUCAGCUUCCACUGGCCUCGGCAGAAGAGGGUCCAGCCUCUUCCUCCCGGUUCAACAGGAAAUUCCUGAGAAAUGUGCUGACAGUAUUAUUACAUCCCUCCAUUUCUUCACGAUUCUGACACUACCCCGUGCUACUGAAGUGGGCCGGGCAGGCAGCUAGAGGUCCUUACCUUGGAUAUAUAUCAUAGCUGGAUUUUUUUUUUUUUCCUGGAGAAACAGAAGCACUUUAGUGAGUCUUCCAACCCAUAAUACUUAAGGCAUCUUGUCCGCUCAAUGGAUCCCUGACAGCCAGGGAGGGCCUGGGCCAGUAAUCUCAUCUGGGGAAGGAGGGGGAAACCAGGUGCUAAGCCUGGUUCCAUCACUAGCUACGCAACCUCAGACAAGUGACUUCAUUUUGCUGGGCCUGGGGCUCCGCAGGGGAAGGUUGGGGCCAUAAAGCUGCUUUUCCCGGAUAAUGUCAAGAGGAAAACAUGGUGGAACAGAUGUACUUCAAGGAAAUGGAAACUCUGUGUAGGAGCUGGGAGAUCAUUUAAAGAUGAAACUAACAUCAACAGUCAUUGAUUGGCCCAAGUUUAUAGAGUAGUUAGAGCAGAACCGGGACUUGAGUCCAGCGCACUGGACUCUUCCCAUUAGUAAGAUGGCACUGCACCGUGUGUGCUCAUGACCACACACUUCACUCCUCUGCACCAAUGUGUGUGUGUGUGCAUAUGUGGAAGCGUGUGUACAGAAGACGUAUGACAUAUGGAAGAGCAUGGGACAGAAAACCUGAGUUCUAAUUCCAGUUUCCACAGUAGACCUGUCUAGGGCCUCGGAAAAAUUACCAGCUACUCUGAACUCAGUUUUCUAAUCUGCAAAAUGAGAACUGCGCUCAAUGACCUUUGUGGUUCCUUCAAGCUCUAGCUCUGCGGUUCCAUGGUUAGUAAUGUAUGUAUGUAUAUAGAAAUAUGCUUAUCUGUAGAAAUGGACCCAUUUGAAAACUGGAGACAAACCUGCCCAAGUGCAUUUAUUGUGUUGGAAACAGUGAAUUCACAAACAAGCUCAUAAAUUCUUUUGUUUUUUAGAAAGUCAGUGGUAGUAUUGAUAUCAUUGUUUUAAAUUCACUGUUUAACUGAAGAUUGACGCUGUUUUAAAAAUUAAGCUCUUAGCUCACAAGUGUUUGCUGUUAAUUUAAAAAAAAUAAAGUUCAUUUGUCGAGGUCAGAAAUUCAACUAUCCAUUCUUGGGCAGAUUCCAGCAGCCUAUCUGCAGGCUGGUUUUGUGUGUGGGCCUUUACAUAGUUAUGUAAAAGUAAGCUGUUGGCUUGGUCAUGAUAAAUAUGAGCAGGCUACCUGGAGAAGGUCUGGGAAAGAACGUGGUAUAGUUCUCACAAAUUGGUGACAUGCGUUCAUGAAUCUGUGCCCCAUUUCCCACGUGAAGACAUUGUUUGCUGGCUACGAUCUCUGACUUUUUGUGGCAUAUGAGGUGUAAAAUGUUGUCAAAAAAAGAAUCUGGUGUUUAAAAGAAUCAAAUUAUGGUGGCAUUAAAUGUUCACUUUUAUUCUA
This is a messenger RNA of Chinchilla lanigera (long-tailed chinchilla), 13663 nucleotides long. It is a transcript of the gene Kif26b, whose product is annotated as kinesin family member 26B. Gene Ontology annotation, molecular function: microtubule motor activity; microtubule binding; ATP binding. The transcript has 17 exons. Gene Ontology annotation, biological process: microtubule-based movement. The coding region runs from base 273 to 6758 and encodes 2161 amino acids. The record is from RefSeq and is a predicted model, not a curated record. NCBI's taxonomy places the organism in Eukaryota, Metazoa, Chordata, Mammalia, Rodentia, Chinchillidae.